This is a messenger RNA of Anas platyrhynchos (mallard), 5301 nucleotides long. RefSeq names its product DDB1 and CUL4 associated factor 5 (gene DCAF5). Gene Ontology annotation, cellular component: Cul4-RING E3 ubiquitin ligase complex; cytoplasm. The record is from RefSeq and is a predicted model, not a curated record. NCBI's taxonomy places the organism in Eukaryota, Metazoa, Chordata, Aves, Anseriformes, Anatidae. Gene Ontology annotation, biological process: negative regulation of fatty acid biosynthetic process. Gene Ontology annotation, molecular function: protein binding.
GUAUUUAUUUUAAGCGAUUGUGGGAUAAAACCACCAAAAUCGUGCGCUUAUAGAGCGGAGGCUGCUAUGCUGAGGCCUGCCUAAUUAUAACUUUCUUAUCUGAAGAAAGUUUGGAGUGUAAGUCCGGUAAUUUCCAGAAGUGUCCCUGGAGGAUUGUAGCUUUGCUCUCAGGGAUUCUUGUGUCUAUGCACACACAGCUUUCACAGUACACAUCCAUUUGUCGUGCGGAUGUACAUACACGUGCAUACACACAUGGCUGUGUGCUGGGGCAGGGCUGGUGCCUCUGCUCUGAAGCUCUCAGGUGUUCCCCACCCGGCACCCUGCUUUGUACCAGUCCUUCUCCACAAGUAGGCAGAGCUAUGCUUUCCUACUUCCAAAGUGCUGCUGAGAGCUCAAGUGCAUCUCUCAUUGGUUUUCUUAAUUAUUUUUUUUCAUCAUAAGUGAUGGAAACACCAUCAGAGUUCUCUGUUCUUGCUCAGGAAAGCCCUAGGAGAUGUUUUGGGUCUUGUCACAUCACUGAUGCACUUGCUUAUGUCGACAUCCAUUCUUUAGGUAGAAGUAGAAAAAAAUGAGGGCUGGAAGGGACUUCAAAAAUUAAUUUAAUCCAACUGCCUGAGUCAAGGUAGGUGCAGUGGGAGAAUGGAAACAGAUUUCCUAUCAGGUGGCUAUGUGGGAAAGGAAGGCUUUCAAACCAUGCCUGUUUCACAAUUUCCUAUCUUCUUUUAAAGCUACAGAGUGUUUACAGGGGCUAAGCGCUUACUCAGUACGUAGGAGAUGGUGCUAGAGUUGUACCCUCCUAAACUCAUAAGGUGACUAAGAAGCAAGUGAAUGUUCUAGUCUAAAAAAUAUAUAAGGCAGGGGGGUGGAUGGGUGUGGAGUGGAUGUUUAAGUUGCAUGUGUUAGCAGUGCACAAAUUUAGAUAAUUAAGAACAGACUGCCUUAAGUCUGACCUUGUAUUGAUGCCCUGAGAAAGUGAAAAGCUCUAAUUACAGUAACUUUUAAACAAAGUUUUACAUUAUCUGUGACCACAAGAUCUAGAAAGCUAUAUUUGAUACAGCAACAGGCAGGUGCUUUGUUCUUCAUUCAAGACUAAGAAGUUAAAAGGCAAAAUAUUUAUGGAUGCUCUGUUAAAUUUGAUGCCAUUAUAAGUACAGGCUUCAUUAACGUUACACUCAAAACACUACUUUUUUAAGGUCAUGCUUCAUCUUGAAACACUGAGAAAAAGCAGUGAGAAGGGGAGCUCAGAUGAAAGAUAAAGGAGGGGUGUAAGCUGACAGCAAUCUGAAGUUUUUGUAGAAGAGUUGCUUCAGAAGUCUUCCAAAUGUAGAUAGAGCCUUAGAAUAGAUGGCAUGUGGGUCUCUCCUCCCUCAAAAUAGUCAGUGUGCUGAGGUAAGGAUGAGAUGUUAGAUACUUCCAUCUGCGCUUGUAGCAGCUCAGAGAGUUAACAGGGAUAUCGGAGUGUGUGAAAAGGAAGAGCGCAAGCAGUUUUUCAGUUGUUCAGUUUUAAGUAAUAUGUAUAUUAACAUCAAGAAGUCUGCCUCGGCUAAUUGACUUGUUAAGAAGUUAGACCUUGUUAGAGCUGUUUUAAGUGCAGCUAAUACAGUGCAUUCGUGCUGCCUAUACUGAUCCCAUUUAAAUUCAAGCCUGCAUCCGAGUUAGUGCUGUUCUCAUCAGCGUUGGCCGGAAUGCUUUUUUCUGGGUUUGUGUCCCACUUUUUCUGGUGUGGAUUUUGUGUUGUUUUUGUUUUGUUUUGUUUUUGGUCACAUCUCCGAGAAGGAAGUCUGUAAGGCUAAUGAUUACUGCUGUUUUAGUAAACAUUUCAAAGUGCUUAAACAGGGUUUACAUUACAGUUCCAGAUCAUUUUCCUGUUAGGAUUUUGGAGAGAGCUUAGGUGUAGACAAGCCUCAGCAAGCCCUUUGAAAGCAUAUUUAAAACUUCCUAACCUCAUUAAAUCUUGUGUUAGAGAUUACACCUUUAAUAGUAACUAAUUUUGUUCCUAACCAUGAUUUUACGUAGUGAUGUUGUGUUUUUUUCCUGUUGUUGUUGUUUUGUUUACAAUAUUUCUAUGUUCUGGAGCCAUUUGACCGUUUCAGCCACUAUUAAAAAGAAAAAAGAAAGGUUUGGUCAACAAAUUGCAUUGGGGAUCUGCCUGUCUGGGCUUUUGCUAUGCCUGUGUGGACUUAACAGUGUUACUUUAGAGAGAGAGAUGCUAAUGUUUUGGGGCAAGACUUCUGGAAGAAGGGACAGGCAUAAGGAAACGAGUUAAAGAAAGUAAAGAGAAAUGAAAGGAGGAAGUGCAUGCUCAAGAGACGACGGUGCAGUGGGACAAGUAGAAAAGACCUAUCUGUAGAGUGACACAAGGGAAGAGGCUGAGGAGGCGAUGACCGCCGUGUCUUACUGUGGCAUAUGGAAGAAGCCAUCCACUCACGAGUCAAACCAGUUCAGCUGAAAGGAGAACAUCACUCCAAUAUCUUUUGCCUGGCUUUCAACAGUGGCAAUACGAAGGUGUUCUCUGGAGGCAAUGAUGAGCAAGUUAUACUCCAUGAUGUUGAAAGCACUGAGACGUUGGAUGUGUUUGCCCAUGAAGAUGCAGUAUAUGGCCUUUCAGUGAGCCCAGUAAAUGAUAACAUCUUUGCCAGUUCAUCAGAUGAUGGCCGUGUUCUUAUUUGGGACAUCCGAGAAUCUUCCCAUGGAGAGCCCUUCUGCUUGGCACACUACCCAUCAGCCUUUCACAGUGUGAUGUUUAAUCCGGUAGAACCCAGAUUGCUGGCUACAGCCAACUCUAAGGAAGGUGUGGGACUCUGGGAUAUUCGUAAACCUCAGAGUUCGUUGCUGCGCUAUGGUGGAAACCUCUCCCUUCAGAGUGCCAUGAGUGUCCGCUUCAACAGCAAUGGAACCCAGCUGCUGGCCCUGCGUCGUCGCCUUCCCCCCGUCCUCUACGAUAUCCACUGCCGACUGCCUGUCUUCCAGUUCGACAACCAAGGGUACUUUAACUCGUGUACCAUGAAGAGUUGCUGUUUUGCGGGCGAUCGUGAUCAGUACAUUCUUUCGGGCUCUGAUGACUUCAAUUUGUAUAUGUGGAGGAUUCCUCCAGAUCCAGAAGCAGGUGGCAUUGGCAGGGUUGUCAAUGGUGCUUUUAUGGUAUUGAAAGGUCAUCGGUCAAUUGUAAACCAAGUCCGGUUUAAUCCUCACACUUACAUGAUCUGUUCAUCUGGCGUCGAAAAGAUUAUAAAGAUCUGGAGUCCUUACAAACAGCCUGACUGCACAGGGGAUCUAGAUGGUCGGAUUGAGGAUGACUCGCGUUGCCUCUACACUCACGAAGAGUACAUCAGCCUCGUGUUGAACAGUGGCAGUGGUUUGUCUCACGAUUACGCCAACCAGUCAGUCCAGGAGGACCCGCGGAUGAUGGCCUUCUUCGACUCCCUGGUGCGCCGGGAGAUCGAGGGCUGGAGUUCUGACUCGGACAGCGACCUCAGUGAGAGCACCAUCCUGCAGCUCCACGCGGGAGUGAGCGAACGCUCCGCUUACAGCGAGUCGGAGUCCUCGGCCUCUUUGCAUCACUCCCCACCGCACGCGGCCGAAGAGUCUGAUGAAACUGCCUAUAACUUAAGGGCCUUAAGAUCAGCAGAAUCCCCCUCGGCCAGAGAAGAUGUGGCUUCCCGUCAGCAGAGGCUCUCCGCGCUGCGAAAGUAUCAGGAUAAACGUCUCCUGGCCCUCUCCAAUGAGUCUGAUUCUGAUGACAACACCUGCGAGGCAGAGCUGGAUACAGACCUGUUCCCACGGCCACGAUCCCCGAGUCCCGAGGAGCACGAGUCCAGCAGUUCCAGCAGCAGCAGCAGCACGGAAGACGAAGAGGAACUGAACGAACGGCGCACGUCUAUGAGGCAACGCAACGCGCUGAGGCGCCGACAGAAGGUGCAAAAGGAGGAAAGGACUAACACUAACACAGAGAACGUGGCCCCUUACAUAGGUGAGGAUAUCUACGAUUACCCCCAGAUCAAAGUAGAUGAUCUUUCUUCUUCGCCAGCCUCUUCACCGGAAAGGAGUUCAGCCAACAAAGAAGUUCUCAAAGAAAGGACCUCUCCUUGUUCAGACAGUGAAUCAGUGGAGAGAAAGAUUUACAAAGCCUACAAAUGGCUUCAUUAUUCGUACAUAUCGUAUUCGGCUAAUAAAGAUGGUGAAUCCUCCAGAGGAGAUGGGGAGAAUGAUGAAGGGAAACCAGGAACUAGUGGAAGGCACAGUACAGCACACGCGCUAAAUAAGGAGGAUGCCAGGAACUUGAGCUCAGUGGUUCCUCAAGGUUCCCCAGCUCUUUCUGCUGAAAGCCACAACAAAGAAACUUUAAAGGAGUGUGGUUUGGUAGAAAAUUCUAGUAAUGGUCAAGCUCAUGAAUGUGACAAUCAUCGGCGGGUGGAGAGUCAAGAAAACACAUCUGAAGACACUACCAGCGGGGGUAUAGAGCAUUCCUUUGAGACUAAGAAGCUCAAUGGAAAAGCUAACUGCAAAGGGCUAAAUAGUUGUACCGAAGAGCCUUGCCUUCAGCCUGCCGGCCUGGUGGAACAGAAAAACAGUCAGAACUGUCAGCCAGCACCAAGCCACCACUCGCUGGUCCCUCCGUUCUCCGCCGUUGCCAUCUGUAGCAUGUCGGGUCACUGCUCCAGGAACCAGGCUGAUGACAGCGAGGAGAGGAGCCUCGACACCUCCUGCGUUAACCACAACAACGGCCACUUGCAUCUUCGCCCUUCGUGCUUCAACAACGGACAGAGUUUUGGAGAGCAGGAGGCUAUGAUUCAAGGACUACAGGUGCGCUCAAACAAUGCUGACAAUGGCAACCUUGUGCAGGUGGGUGCGACCUUGCACAAAGACUGCUGCCUGUCUGAAAUGGACUCCAACAGCUACAACGUGAGCACAAGAGAGGAUCCUGCUGACUUGCAUCCCACAGGCAGUGAGAGCACUCCGUCUCUCGGAGGACUGAAAAGACACAGAGCGGAGCUGGAAGAUGCAGAUUCAGAGAAUUCAUCCUUAGAAAAGAAGUUAAAAACAUGAUAAAUGCAAAUGUCUGUCGUAGUGUGCACUCAAAAAAAAGGAAAGGAAAAAAAAAGAAAGUAUUAAAGGCACAUAGAGCUUGGGUCUGAAAUGUUGCGUUUGAUUCUCCAUUCCAUUCUUCAGUGGGUCUGUUUUAGAUUGCCAAUGGUUCAUGCUGUAUAAAAAUCCAACUUACUCCUUAAUGAGACUGAGUCUAGUGUACCCAUACAAGGUUCUGUUUAAAGUAAAUCCUUAUUAAGACGGUUGACUGAAUUA